Rhinocladiella mackenziei CBS 650.93 is the source of this 570-nucleotide messenger RNA. RefSeq lists its product as uncharacterized. NCBI's taxonomy places the organism in Eukaryota, Fungi, Ascomycota, Eurotiomycetes, Chaetothyriales, Herpotrichiellaceae. The transcript has 2 exons. Gene Ontology annotation, biological process: deadenylation-dependent decapping of nuclear-transcribed mRNA. Gene Ontology annotation, cellular component: Lsm1-7-Pat1 complex; P-body. Gene Ontology annotation, molecular function: RNA cap binding. The coding region runs from base 1 to 570 and encodes 189 amino acids. The record is from RefSeq and is a predicted model, not a curated record.
AUGGAGAAACUCAGUCUGAACGACCCUCCACCCUCAUCGCCCCAGAGGCCAGCGCAACAGCAAAAUGCUGUUUUCGCAGGCCCACCACCUCAAGGCGCACCUCAGCUGCCGCCACAGAUGUUCACAACGGCUGCGCAGCUCCUGGAUCUCACAGACAAGAAACUCCUCCUGGUCCUCCGCGAUGGAAGCAAACUCUUCGGCGUCCUACGCUCGUGGGACCAAUUCGCCAACCUUGUCCUAACGGACACGCGGCAGCGGUAUUUCGUUAGUAUCCCUCCCAACAACACCGCCAGCAAUCCGUCCGAGUCAUCCUCCUCGCGCAAUCUCUACUGCGACAUUCCGCGGGGCAUAUAUCUAGUUCGCGGCGAGAAUGUGCUGUUACUAGGCGAAGUGGACUUGGACAGAGAUGACGACCCGCCGCCGGGGUACGAAGAGGGUGAGGCCGAGGAGGUUUUCCGUAUCCAGCGCGCAAUGGAAGCCGAAAGGAAAAAGCGGGAUAAAUCUAAAGGACGAAAAGUCGCAGAGCUUUGGGGCGGAGAGAUGGAGGGCAGUGGCGAGGUGUUGUUCUGA